UUUAUAGAAAGCUCAAGAAUUUGCGUACUAGUAUUAUGUAAUCAGCUGACUAUUUAUUCGCAAACUUUUGAAAGAUUUCAUCAGAAAGAAAACGACAAGCUGCAAAGAUGUUGGUGAAAUUUAUCCCAAGAGCAUGCCGCCAUAUAACUAGCUGCAGUCCGAGGUGGAUGAGUUCCAGGAGAAAUGUACCAAUGUUUUGGCAUCGAAGAGAUCCCUGGGAUUCUGUUAGAAAUGACAACUUUUUCGUCAAACCUUUUGAAUCUCAAUUUCGGGACAUGGCGAAGAUGUUUGACAAUUUUACCCGAAGUCCAUGGUAUAAUGAGGAUUUUGUUAGAUCAAAGGAAGUAGCUGAGGCAUUUGCAAAAUCUGAAGUCGCAGAAGUCAAAUAUGACAGCAAGAAGCUGGAAAUAAAAUUAGACCUAUCUAUGUAUGAACCAGAGGAACUUAAUGUCACCAUAGCUGAAGACAGACUGAUCAUCAAAGGAAAACACGAACAGAAAGAAGAUAAUCAUGGUUUCAUUACACGAGAAUUUACACGGGAAUUUGUUAUUCCAGAGAAUAUUGAUGUAGAUGGAAUAACUUCUACUUUAUCGGAAGAAGGUAUGUUAAUGAUUCAAGGCAGAGCAAAAGGAGCUGAAGAAUCGAAGGAACGCAUCGUUAACAUUGAACGAAAACAGAUUGAACAAGAAAACAAAGAAGUUAACACUGAACAAGAAAAGAAAGAAGAUAGCUGAAAAAAAAAAUUGAACAAGAAAAAAAUACCAUAGUUGACUCUAGAAUAAUGUCAUUCAGAUUUAUUUGGUUCAUAUAUUAAACCAUUGUCAUAUUAUCAUU
Molecule: messenger RNA, 834 nt
Organism: Mytilus trossulus (common blue mussel)
Lineage: Eukaryota; Metazoa; Mollusca; Bivalvia; Mytilida; Mytilidae
Product: alpha-crystallin A chain-like
Exons: 3
Coding region: 108-734 (208 amino acids)
Source: RefSeq, a predicted model, not a curated record